Messenger RNA from Rhopalosiphum padi (bird cherry-oat aphid), 2430 nucleotides. RefSeq lists its product as uncharacterized. Bases 30 to 914 code for a protein of 294 amino acids. NCBI's taxonomy places the organism in Eukaryota, Metazoa, Arthropoda, Insecta, Hemiptera, Aphididae. The transcript has 3 exons. The record is from RefSeq and is a predicted model, not a curated record.
ACGGUCGGUCAUCGUUUUAAUAUAAUACCAUGGCGCAAGUCAAAAUAUCAUUUUCAUUAUUGACAAUAACAUUGGUCAUCUGCAAGAGAUCACAAUCAUUCAUGUUCGACCAGUGUGGUACUCGUCACACAAAUCUAACCCAAGAAUGUGUGGGAAAAUUUAUACUGGAGACUCUGGUUAAAGUCACUGAAGAUCCAGAAAAUUUCAUCAAAUCAAACCAAUUGAAUAACGACAGUGGAACGACCAUGCGAUUUAUCAAACUGAAAUUCGAUAACGAUACAAUGAACAUAGAUCAACGCUACGAAAUUGACGAAAGUAGAUCGUGGAAUACAGGGAAUUUUUGGGAUCAAUUGGUUUACGCAUUCAAAAAACUGACCAAUUAUAGUAAUGAUCACGGAAUCCUGUUGUCCCUCCCGCAAUGGUCGAAAAAAUUUCCACCUGUCACAGUCGUCGAUGAGAACGACAUUUUUGAAGUGGUCAACGAAAUGGUUUACCUAAUUACAGGUCGAGCCAAACACCCGCACAAGAAGUAUGCGCUGCUGUUCCCACUGCUGGCCACGUUCAAGUUCCUGGUGAUCAAAGCGCUGCUGGUGCCAAUACUGGUGGCUGUCAUGAUCAUCAAGAAGAUGCUGGUGCUCGGCGUCAUGGCACUGCCCACCCUGAUGACCAUGUUGCGACUCUGCCGAAACCCCAAUUUCGGGGGCUUCGGGUUCGGUGCCGGUAACCUGGUGGCUACGGGCGCUGUCGGCCCGGUCGGCCAGGCGGCCGCGUUCGCGCCGCUCACCGCCGACAUAUCCGGCGACUACUCCUCGUACGUGCAACAAUCGGCCGCCGCGUCCCAGCAGAACAACGCCUACAAGGACUACUCUAAGAAUUUGAUAGACGCCAUGAAGACGACGUACCAACGGCGAUGAAGUCUUCGGCGAAUGUACGAUCGAAUCGCAGUUGAUAUUGUUAUCAUUGCGUACGACUUUAAUUAUAUGCACUAACCCCCCCCCCCCCAAGUCAACACCACAACCCAUCGACAUUUUCAAAACCCGACUACCCUCAUUAUGUUAUAAAUACCUCAUCUUGUUACAGCCGACACCACCUACAUUGUCCAAUACGCACAUAAUAAAACGCAUUACCUAAUAACUGAUAUUUUGUUUCCUGCAGACGCGAUCUAAUACAUAUAUUAUAUUUUUCUUCUGAAAUAACCUCCUACUUCCAAAUGAUUUCUUAAACUGAUGACAAGUUACUUUUCGUAUUUCCAUUAAUUUUCAGAAAUUGCGUGAAAGUUAAAAGUUGGUAUACCGUUUGGAGCUAAUUAAGGUUUAACACCUCGCACUUUAGCUCAAUGUUGGUCGAUGAGUAUCUAACUAUUCUCAAAAUAACCGUACAACAUAUUCCUACUUCCCUUACUUUUAUUGUAACCUAACCCAUAACCAUAGGUAAAUUUUGUGAAUUCCCAAGUAUUAUACUCUGACUUGAUUUGUUUUUCCGAGUAACAGGAAAAAAACAGAUAGAUAUACCUAUAAUAAAACUGCUAGAUAUGGCGUGAUUUACGUAUAAGUAUCAAACCUGAUAAUAAAUUAUCAGUGAUAACAUCAGUUUAGAACACAAAAUCGAAUUAUCAGAUUUUUUUUUUUCAAAUUUAUCAUUCAUUUCAAACACACCAUCAUUAGUGAAACACAUUUGCAUGUUGCAUCAAAACUUUACUUAAUUUAUUGUUUUACAUAAUACUAUUAAUAAGUAUUAAUAGGUUAGUAACCUACACAUUAAUAAAUCAUAAAAUAUUAUAAUUGUAUUCUUGGGUAGGUACAUUUGUUCUUUUAUUUAUGAUUAUUUCAUUAGUCGUAUACAAUAAUGUAUUGGUAGUGGACACUGGACAGUGGUACAAUUUUCCUGUCGUUCUUUUGAUGAAGUCUACGACAACAGCUUUAAAACGUGUUGUGUCUUAUCGUUUAAAAUUAUAUUAUUUAUUUUUCGCUUGUAAAGUAAAAUUAUGUUAAGACCAGUCAUCAAUCCUCAUCUCGUGCCUUACGCUCGACGACUAAUAGGUACGCAUAGAUUUCCAACUGAAUUCAAGCCUAAUAGUAUUAGAUAGGUGGAUAAGCCGUUAGCAUUGUGCUAAACAGUUCCCACCCAUUUCUGGUUUUUUUUUUGGAAAAAAAAAAAGAAAAAAAAAGGUGGAUAAGCCGUUUAAAUAUGUUAAAAGACACGCCACGUUUUGAUAUAUUCCUGAAACCACUACCUAGAUACAUAUAGUUAAUGAUGUUUUUUAUUUAAAGUUUAAUUAUAAUUUACAGAUUACACCAUAUAUAUUAUACUGUUAAAAUGCUUUAUGACUAUUUUUUUAAUACCUAGAUAAUACAUUACUUAGGUAUAUUAUAUUUAUUUAUAUAGUUAUCAGUUAUUCAAGUACGGUGUAUGUAAUUAAGAAUAUUAAUA